Molecule: messenger RNA, 3574 nt
Organism: Priapulus caudatus
Lineage: Eukaryota; Metazoa; Priapulida; Priapulimorpha; Priapulimorphida; Priapulidae
Product: protein TALPID3-like
Exons: 20
Coding region: 29-3286 (1085 amino acids)
Biological process (GO): smoothened signaling pathway
Cellular component (GO): ciliary basal body; centriole
Source: RefSeq, a predicted model, not a curated record
AGUGGUAAACGGCUAUAAGAAUGAACAGAUGGCUGGUGCUGACGGCAUCCAGGCAUUGCACAAACGUAGCAAACGUCUGAAUGACGCAGGGUCAAUAAGAUAUAGCAUUCCUAAAUGCAUCCCUGUCAAGAGUGUUACUGAUGAUGCUGAAGCAGCUUUGCAGCAGCUGCACACGCAGCAGCGUACACUAGAGGAUAACCUAGCAAGCGUACUCCGCGUGAGGGAGCUUGCAAAUUGGUACACUUACAUAGAUGGAAUGAUUGUAGAUGGACCCGAAUCUGCAAAAAUUCGAAUUCAUAAUCUUGUGGCAGAACAGUUUAAUAAACUUGAUACAGAUAUCAAGGAGGCAAAUUCUUCUCCGGUAAAAUCAAAGUCAAGGACCGAUGUAGCAGAACAUGUGUCAAGGAGUAAGGCAGCAGGAAAAACAAGUGUUAAAACUAAACCAGUUGGAAAUAAAAUGAAGCCAUCAUCUAUGAGCUCAGCUGGAGACAAACUAGUCAAGCCAACUGUCAGGAGUAAAACGACACGAAACCUUGAGCAUGAUACCAGGAAAAAGACCAUUCCUCAACAGAUGAGAGCAGAGUCAUUUACAACACUACAAUCUAGACCAGAGGCUAAAGUUCAGCCAGUGAACAGCUACCACAGAUCAAGUGUGAGACAACCAUAUCUACGCUGGGGAUCUAGUCAAUGGCAGAUGCACCUACCACAAAUCAUGCCCUCACAUUUUGAAGGCAUAGAAAUGAAGUCAGCGAAGGUCCAAACGUCUGAGCAGACGUCACUGGAUGACCUACAUGACGGGGAUGAGCGAGUCUCGCCUCAGCAGAAGACUUUCCGGCCACAGAGCGAGACGGAUCAACCGAUACCCGCUGCCAUAUCGCUCGGCAUCACGCGGACGCCACCUUCCUCCUUCACAGCUUCACAAGGCUCUGCUUCCACACCGCUAACACGGACCCCAGCCACUCUGGGCACCAUGAUGUCUGGGGCGGUGGUAGACGACAGUCGAAGGCAAAGAAACGUUGGUUUCGUAAGCGUAAAAGCGGGCAAGACGAAACCGAGGCUGUCAUUGCAGGUUUUGCCUAACAUAGAAAUCCCAUCGCACAAAGCAGAUGCAUCAAUGGAUCAACCAAAUUACCUGCUCGUGACGGAAAAGGAGGAGGAGGAGGUUAGUGACACAAGCAGCACCGAGGGAGAUGGCGUUCUCCUUCCUGGAUUCCGCCAAACUUCACCGCAGCCACACACUCGGCCUACUCACCUGAUAGAGCCAACAAAGCUGUCACUCCAUGAUCAUCAGCCGCAUGGUCCCUCAUCAGACACUUUGGCCGAAAACCUUCUGCAGAGGAAAUCUGUCGAAGACAAGGCAAAGCAGUGGAUUGAGCAGGAGCUAUUGGCCAGGAUUGUCGGCGAGAUGCGCAAGGCAGACGAUGAGCAGACCCGCCAUGUUGUUGAUGUGGAUGUAGCCGGUAGCUCCAGUGAAGACUCACGCUCGCAUGGAAACACAACCAGAUUCCUGGGAGCUCGGGGUUUGCAGGCAUUUAUUAAUGCAGGAUUGCAAGUCGAUGGAGCUUUGCUCGAAAGCUUACUGAAGGAAGCGAUACUAGAGGAAAUACGAUCACUGUUAGGAGAAAGGCAGUCUCCACAGCCCUCAUUGAUUCCUGCUGCAGAAGACAUCCCCCACACUGAAUCUCCUGUUGCAAUGCCACCUGUGCGUAGUCGCAGCAUUACGCCUGAUGUCACACCAACCCUCUCCCCAGUCUCCUCACACAGUAGUAUUAAGGAAGAAGCAGAAGACAGCCCGACUCCACAACAACAGCCUACACCAGACAAUAGUCGUGUGUCCGAGGAAAUCUUAAAGCCCGGAAUGCUGGCCCUCGAAGAAGCAGAGAGUUCGACAGUAGUGCACACAAGCAGUCCCCCGAUCGCUGCCUCACCCACCCCUACUCCCACACCACUCCCGGCACCCACACCACCACCAACAUCACCACCCUCGCCAGUCCCCAGUGUACCAACACCAUCCCCCCCAUCAGAACCUUCUGUGGCAUCCCCUGUUGCAAGUGAAAGGAGUGAGCUCUCAGUGCCAGACAUCCCAAAUGAAGAAGAGAAUCGGAGUAGAGAGCUGUCUCCUGUUGUUGUCGAGAUGGUGCCACAGACACCUGCUGAAUUUCAGCUCCCUCCCAAGCUUCCUUCACCCGAACCAGAGCCUUCUCCCCCUUCAUCUGCUGCUGAGCAGACGUCAUCCGUUUCAGAGGAAUCGUCGAGCGUCAUUCAGGACAGCUAUACCUCUACCGGUUGGAGCCUGUCGGAGGGAGAGUGGUUACUCGGUGGGUUACACACCAACCUGCACCGGCCUGGCAUGAUGCCAGCGAGCACUGACAGUACGAUGCGUGGAAUAUGGGACAUUGAAGAAGACGAGUUAGAGCCAGGACAGGUGCCACCUGGAAGAAGAGCAGCAGCAGCAGCAGCAGCAGAUGGAUCGAUUGCUUUACUGCUAGCACGCAUUGAUAAGGGACUCAAUGCUACAGUUAGUGAAGAAGCCAGCAAGGGGGAACUAAUGUACAAUUACAGUGCUGGAGAGCUCAGCGUGGCAGGGCGUUAUCUCCCAAUGACAAAUCAUGCAAAAGUGGCACAUGUGCAAUUUGAGCUUCCCACCUCUCCUGGGGAGGUGCCGCAUCAUCAUGGCCUACAGGGCAUGUCAUAUGCUCCCUUGGCCACUUCGGAAUGUCAGGCAGAUGCUGAAGACAACAGCCAACUAGAUGUUGUGAGCGAGGGACAGAAACUUGAAUUGCCACUGCCAUUCCAUGUAAAAACUAUGGACCAUCAGCAAGAUGAUCACAGUGGCAGUGAUGGAGGCAGUGGUGAAGUGAACCCCAUCAGAAAACCCCCAGCAGUUCCAGGAGCAGAGGCAGUCCCAGUUACAAUCCGAAGAAGAAUGAGUGACCAACCGAAUGCGUCAAAAAUUACUGUAACUGCUAUGGACGAUGAUGAUGAGGAAGAAGAUGAUAGCAGUAAUACAAGUAAUAAUCCAGGAAAUAAAGACAUUGAGCACAAUGAUGCCAGCACCAUUUCUGAUCGGCCAACAUCGUCGCGGCUUGAAAUAACUGCACUGGAUGACAGUGACUCGGACGGAGAGGAACUCGCUUACGAAAUUUCAAACGAGGGUGAAAGAUCUGUUUCUAGUGACCAUGCAGGUUACUCUGACCAGAUAGCUGGUCAAUCUCAUGAUGGCGAUGGUACCGGUACCCUUUUAGGGACGCUGCAUAACAUUCCAGAUUUAAUUGACUCCUCCUAGUUAUAAAUGUAUUGUCACACUAGAAUUUGUAAAUAGAAGAGUAAAUUAAUUUUAAGUAGAGUAUUCACCUGCUAUUUCUGCCUUUGUAUGUUGGAUGUAUAUAUUUUUAAUACGUGUUCUUUAUAUAUGCAUUUGAUCAUAAUGAAUAUAGUGGUGUAGAAGUUUUUGUACCAUAUUUUCCUGGUCUACUUAGCUGUCAGAGUAAAAAAUGAAUUUGCAUCCACAGUAUCAGUCUCAGUAUUAUGAGCUAUUGAUAUUCCAAGAUUAUACACCAAUUUUGCACUGCAA